AUGAAUCCACUAUGUGGACAAAUCAGAGCACUUCGCGACGAAAAUCUCGAGGAGCAUGAGGAACGUGUAAAGUCUCUACUCUACACUGGAACGAAUAUGUUAGACGGCAAUGCUGGAUUAUUAAGCAAUUAUGAGGUAUUGGCGAUACUAAAAGAAAAGAAGAAAGCAAUCGCCGAACAAACACAAUACGUGCCAGAAAACUUAGCCACGGUAACAUAUGAAAACGAACAGAUUAUGAAGGACUUUAUGCUGGCCAUAUCUAAAUUCAAAUUAACAAAAGCGGAAAAGUUAAUGUUACUCAAUCAGAGACCAACUUCACUUGUCGAACUUCAUCUGAUUAUAGAAGAAACUGAGGAACGUUUUUCUGAAGAAGAAAGCAACGAACUAUUACAAAUCAUUGAUGAUAUCCUCCCGCCAGUGCAUCCCCAUGAUAAUGAAGAUACAGAAGACAAAGGGCAAACAAAUGAAGAACAAAAUUAA
Molecule: messenger RNA, 480 nt
Organism: Trichoplax adhaerens
Lineage: Eukaryota; Metazoa; Placozoa; Uniplacotomia; Trichoplacea; Trichoplacidae
Exons: 7
Coding region: 1-480 (159 amino acids)
Biological process (GO): transcription initiation at RNA polymerase III promoter
Cellular component (GO): RNA polymerase III complex
Molecular function (GO): nucleotide binding
Source: RefSeq, a predicted model, not a curated record